AUGCAGUUGUCCUUGCCUACCGUCCUUUCAGUGUCUUUGCUUGUUCUUAUCUCCACAACAUCAGCCUCACCGAUAUUCCCACCUCUGCCCUCGGAUCUGCAACCAAGCAACACCAAAGCCUUCGAUGUCCGAAGUCCUGUACAACCUCGAAGCCCAGCCAACACGGUAGUCAACCCGGACGCUAUCACAGGAACCACGUGCGACGACCCCAACGUUUCACUCGUCACACACGAUACGAAUGUGGCCUUGCUGUCCAUCUGUGGCGGAAUUGCAGGUGCCAUCCAGUUCUGCGGCGGCGACCCAUCAACCACAGUGGGCGCAUCAGGCACCUCGAAAUUCACACUAACGGCCGUCAACGCAGGAAAUGGAGCAACGAUCAAUGUGAGCAAGGGGAGAUGGGAAGGAAGCCCGCAGCAACUCGUGGAAGAUGAAAACGUCUACACCAAAGAAACCCCAGGGCGUGGCAAUGGCUUAUAUGUUGCACGGGAUACGGCAGCGAAGUCGCAGCUGGUCUUUGUUGCGCAGCCACUGUUGGUGGCAUUGGAAACCACGAAACUUGCCACUAGCUGCUACUACUGUUUUCGGUCUCCGAGUGAAUCAGACUGGCAGGCGUCAGAUGAGCCGAAGGGCAACCUGAAAACAUGUAGUCGCUGUAAGGUGGUGAGGUUCUGUGACCAGAAAUGUCAAACUCAAGCAUGGUCACAGUAUCACCGUCUGGAGUGCAAGCUUUACUCGAAGUUGUAUCCUCGCAUCCUGCCAAGCUCUGUCCGGGCGAUCAUCCGCCUAUUGAAGCAGCACAAGGAAGGGAUGCUGCUGGAAGGCGAAUGGGAGCACCUGUUGAAACUGGAAAGUCACCAGGAGGAGAUUGCCAAAGCAGGAGGACAGCGUUGGCAAGACCUCAUCAUAAUGAUGCAAGGAAUCAAGGGAUAUUCUGGAACCGACCAAAGCCCUGAACUGAUUCUACGCCUGAUCUGCAUUCUGACCGUCAAUUCCUUUACGCUUACGAACGUCACCUUCGAUUCUAUCGGGCUCGUUCUCCAUCCCAAGCCGGCUUUGGUGAACCACUCUUGCGACCCCAAUGCCUACGUGCGUUUCGACAUCUUUUCGCCAUCUCAUCAACCAGGUGAUCAAGCCUCGGGCAGUCUUUCCGUCCACGCUUUGCGAGACAUUGGCAAGGAUGAAGAAAUCACCAUUUCCUACGUAGACACCACCUUUCCUUUGGAGCGGAGGCGCCAGGAACUCAGGGAGCGGUAUUUCUUCAGCUGCCAGUGCGACCUAUGUGCAAGGGGUCAGGAUACACCACAGGACACUUGCCAUUUCUCUCCGAGCUCCUCGUUGCAGCUGGCGAGCCGUCCAACCGUCGUUGAAAGCGGCCAAGAAGCAGAACAGUUCUUCCUGAGUAUGCAGGCGAAUGCAGGAUUGGAACAAGAGCAUGUUGACAGUAUCCGGACUGCCAUGAAUCAGCUGGCCAAGACCGGGGUGUGGCCGGUCUAUCGGUACCCAUGGCCUCAGUUGCGACAGCAGCUUCUGUAUGGGUUGCUCGGUUUGGGCAGGUUCCCACAAGCUUUGUUCCAGUCUGCGGUGUUUGUCAGGGCCAUCCAUCCGAUCUUGUUCAAGCAAGAAUGGCACCCGAUUCGCCUCGUGCAGAUUUGGAUGUUUUGGAAUCUCAGUCGACAUUGCUUGGAGACUCUGAUGGAGAAAGAAGGACCCAGUGACCAGGAUGGACACGAUAUACGGAUCUUAGGUCUGUUGAGCUGUGUUCUAAUCGACCAUGUCCGUCAAAUAAUGAGCGGAAAAGAACGGCCAGUAGGUCGGCUCGAACGUAUGGUAGACCGAGCCCUUGGGAAUGUGCAACAGGAAGGACCCUUUUGGUCGGAAUACUGGCGGAAUCAGGCCAAGACUCGCAAGGCUGCAUGGGCGUGGGUUGAUGCUCAAGUCGAAGGGCUGUUGAAAGGUGAAGGCGUACCACAGGAGCUCAUCGAGGAGACUUUAUCAAGAGCUCAAGGCUGA
This is a messenger RNA of Capronia coronata CBS 617.96, 2010 nucleotides long. RefSeq lists its product as uncharacterized. The transcript has 4 exons. Gene Ontology annotation, molecular function: protein binding. Lineage: Eukaryota; Fungi; Ascomycota; Eurotiomycetes; Chaetothyriales; Herpotrichiellaceae. The record is from RefSeq and is a predicted model, not a curated record. Gene Ontology annotation, cellular component: nucleus. Bases 1 to 2010 code for a protein of 669 amino acids.